This is a messenger RNA of Drosophila guanche, 992 nucleotides long. RefSeq names its product 23 kDa integral membrane protein. Lineage: Eukaryota; Metazoa; Arthropoda; Insecta; Diptera; Drosophilidae. Gene Ontology annotation, cellular component: membrane. The coding region runs from base 191 to 874 and encodes 227 amino acids. The record is from RefSeq and is a predicted model, not a curated record. The transcript has 5 exons.
GUUUAGUCGCUGGCCAGCAGUUGAGACAGAAACACGAGUGCCCCCCACUGUUACAGAAUUGGGUUCGGGGGAAGUCGGGCUCCGAUUGAGACCAACGCUUAAAUCUAGAGUAAACAAUGGCCUCCACCCCGCUGGAAUAGGGAAACCAAUUUCCGUUCUAUAAGUGCCGUCAGUGAUCUUUACGAACAGCAUGGAGAAGUCGUUUCCCAUAUCGCCCUGGAAGUACGCCCUAUUUGCCACUUGCAUUUUGAUAGUGGCCUGCAAUGUCUUUUUCUUUUCCUGUGGCGUCGUCACCUGGGGCUCCGCAGCCUCCACCUUUGGCAGCUACACAACAGCGCUCAUUGGAGCGGCUGUCUUUGGCGCUGCCUUUCUCGGCGUCUAUGUGGCGCUCAAGGAGUCCUACAAGUACUCCGUAGUGUACAUGUUCGUCAGUGGCCUGGUCAUUGCUGCCAUGGCUGCCUACUUCUUCACCUUCACAGCCAUGAAGGGAGAUUUGAUGGCGCACUUUGACGAGCGCAUCCUGCAAUUGUUUGAGGAGAAGUCACACAGCAAUGACAAAAUGCAGCCCAUCCAUAGCCUGUUUAGCUGCUGUGGACUGGACGGACCGCAGGACUAUCUUGGCGAGGAGAACGGCGCCUUGCCGGCCAGCUGCUGCUAUGCCUUUGACUGCUCCAAUCCCACGCAUGUCUUCCAGGAGGGCUGCGCCACCAAAGCCAAUUCUAAUUUGAAGAUGCAAGCGAAUAUUAAUUAUUACUGCUGCAUGGCAAUUAUUGCGCUGGAGUUUAUGGGCAUUCUCACCGCCUACUACAUGGGUCGCGCCCGAAAGUAUGCCAAGACCAAGAUCAAGGACGAUGAGAGCCACAUCAACGAUUAAGUGAAAAUGCCAUAGCCGGCCUAAACCCAGCAUAAACGAUAGUUAUAUAGAUAAAAGCUCUAUUUAUCCAUUUAGCGAAUUUGCCACUAGAGAAUAAAACACUUUCCAUAUGCUAAAA